GGUGGCGCCAAUGCACCCGCUGAUGAACCCACGAAGAAGGCGGCUGGCGCUCGGAGGAGGAAGUCACGCUUCCAAAGCUGCGACCGCGUCACCGUUUUAGUGGAACCUUGGCGGAAAUCUGUCGGAAUAACCUGUCAUUCUCUUUCAGCCACUGUGGCACUAUCUAGCGGAGAUGGUGUUUUACUUCACGAGCGCCGUGGUGGACCCUCCCUACACCAUCUACAUGGGCAAAGACAAGUAUGAGAACGAGGACCUCAUCAAGUACGGCUGGCCUGAGGACAUCUGGUUCCACGUGGACAAGCUGUCCUCAGCGCACGUCUACCUGAGGCUCCCUAAGGGCGGGACCAUCGACGACAUCCCCGCGGAGGUCCUGGUGGACUGUGCUCAGCUGGUCAAGAACAACAGCAUCCAAGGCUGCAAGAUGAACAACAUCAACGUCGUCUACACUGCAUGGUCCAACCUGAAGAAGACAGGGGAUAUGGACGUGGGCCAGAUCGGCUUCCACCGGCAGAAGGAGGUGAAGGUCGUGGCCGUGGAGAAGAAGAUCAACGAGAUUGUCAACCGGCUGGACAAAACCAAAGAGGAGCGCUUCCCUGACCUGGCGGCGGAGAAGGAGUCGCGGGACCGAGAGGAGCGCAACGAGAAGAAGCUUCAGAUCCAGGAGCAGAAGAAGAGAGAGAAGGAGGAGCAGCGGAAGAGGAAGGAGAUGGAGGCGCUGAGGAGCUACACGUCCCUGAUGAAGACUGAGAACAUGCAGACCAACGAGGACGGUUACGACUCGGACGACUUCAUGUGAAGAGCAGCAAGGACUGAACCUGAGCCACCUCUGCUUCCGCCGCGAGGAACCUCCGGACAGAAAAGACUUUACGCUCGGACGCGGCGAGCGAGCGAUCCGGACCACCGGCGCCCCCUGCUGAGGAGGAGACUAGGGGCCCUUCCUGCCAGUGUCGCGGUGUUCUCGCAGCCUUGUCUCUGCAUGUCAGAUCUGCCGGGGCCUGUCUGGAAUUAAACUCAGCCUGGGAGCUGCGUGUGUCCAGUGUCUGUCAUGGCCACAGUGUGGCGCCGCCUACUCCAGUGUUUAAGCCCUUCAGUCGCUCGGACCGGAAACCAGACCAGGAGCAGUCUUACAUUCGCCGAGAACACAGACGUGCUGAGGAGCUGGUCCUCACAAGAAUACACACACACACACAAGCUUCUCCUCAUGAUGCAACAUGUUCAAAUGAUCUUUGAGUUCUGACCCGCGACGUGUCUGUCAUCACAGGCAGACACUGACGUGGGAGAGACAGAACUGAGCCGAGACUCUGUGUUGAUUCUGGAGUCAGACUCUCUCCUCCCUCUCUCAGGGUUACAAGGUCAUGAUAACCGCUCCGUGCGCGGACAGGACGCCACACGUCACCUGGCUUGACGGAGGAGGAAGUGGCUGCGAGAGGGUGGAGUUAACGUAGCGUUUCAGUGAGACACAGCUGUCAGCAGAGGAUGAAGGUCUCCUCCUGACCAAUCACGAUGGCCGGGGCCUAUGCACAUGGUGCCAUAGAGACAGUCUACGUUACGUUAGUUGCUCAUUUUUUAUUGAUCAUGUUACAGAUGAAAAUGUCUC
Molecule: messenger RNA, 1597 nt
Organism: Synchiropus splendidus (mandarinfish)
Lineage: Eukaryota; Metazoa; Chordata; Actinopteri; Syngnathiformes; Callionymidae
Gene: ccdc25
Product: coiled-coil domain containing 25
Exons: 9
Coding region: 173-796 (207 amino acids)
Source: RefSeq, a predicted model, not a curated record